This is a messenger RNA of Polistes dominula (European paper wasp), 560 nucleotides long. It is a transcript of the gene Pfdn2, whose product is annotated as prefoldin 2. NCBI's taxonomy places the organism in Eukaryota, Metazoa, Arthropoda, Insecta, Hymenoptera, Vespidae. The record is from RefSeq and is a predicted model, not a curated record. Gene Ontology annotation, cellular component: prefoldin complex. Gene Ontology annotation, biological process: protein folding.
UCAAGAUAGUCAUAUAGGUUAGGAAACUCAACUAAGAUAGUUCGGUUUCUUUGAAUUGUGGUUAGAUCUCCUAAUAUGGCUAGCGAAAAAAAAUCAGGCAAAACAUCUUCGAAAAGUGGAAAAUCUAAUGAGGAGGUUUUCGCUGGAUUUCAAACGCUUCGAAAUGAACAAAGAUUAAUGGCCAGUAAAUUGUCCGAAAUGGAAAUGGAGUUAAAUGAACAUAAGAUUGUUAUCGAUACUUUAAAAAAUGUUGACCCUAAAAGGAAGUGUUAUAGAAUGAUCGGAGGAGUUUUAUGUGAACGUAUUGUUGAAGAUGUAAUGCCUACAUUAGUAUCAAACAAAGAACAGUUGACCAAAGUAAUAGAAGCUUUGAACGAUCAAUUAACUAAAAAAGGUAUUGAAAUAAAUGAAUACAAGGAAAAGCACAAUAUUAGAAUUCGAGGACAGGACGAUUUACAACACCCAGAAGAAGAAUCUAAAGAAGCAAAAAGAAAUGCUAUUGUUGUCAAUCCUAUUGAGGUUUAAACAUCGUUAAUGUUUUUUCAUUUAAUUUAAAAUGA